CAACAGUAGAGUUUAACUCGCCGAUUCUCUCUCGGAAAGUAUAAAAGCUUGAAUCAGAAGGUUUGAAAUUCAUCAAAUAUGGCCAACAGGGCGCAAAUUCCUACUAGUAACUCGGCACUAAUUUCCAUGAUUGCUGAUGAGGACACUAUUGUCGGAUUUCUGCUGGCUGGGGUGGGUAAUGUUGACUUGCGGAGAAAGACAAAUUACCUUAUUGUAGACUCAAAAACCACUGUAAAACAAAUUGAAGAUGCAUUUAAGGAAUUUACAACGAGGGAGGAUUUAGCAAUAGUGCUGAUUAGCCAAUAUGUUGCAAAUAUGGUAAGGUUCUUGGUUGAUAGCUACAACAAGCCUGUCCCUGCAAUUCUGGAGAUUCCCUCAAAGGACCAUCCUUAUGAUCCUGCUCAUGAUUCAGUUCUUUCGCGAGUUAAGUAUCUCUUCUCAGCUGAAUCAGUCGCAUCUGACCGACGCUAAGUAGUUUGAUCACUUUCCUAUCUUUUAUGUAUAUUGACGAGUCGUUUGUAAUUCAUAGUUCCUUUGUCAUAAUCCUAUUGAUGAAUUCCAGCUCCCAUUUGUACUGUGGAAGUCUAUGCUGUGCUUGUCUUUGCGAAUAAGAAUAGGGAAACAUUAUAUGUUCUUUAUUGUAUUGUUGAUAACUUUUGGCUUUAGCUUUUGUUAUAAAAUUUGUGAU
Molecule: messenger RNA, 688 nt
Organism: Morus notabilis
Lineage: Eukaryota; Viridiplantae; Streptophyta; Magnoliopsida; Rosales; Moraceae
Product: V-type proton ATPase subunit F
Exons: 5
Coding region: 79-471 (130 amino acids)
Biological process (GO): proton transmembrane transport
Cellular component (GO): membrane; proton-transporting V-type ATPase, V1 domain
Molecular function (GO): proton-transporting ATPase activity, rotational mechanism
Source: RefSeq, a predicted model, not a curated record